AUGACCACUUCCAUCACCAUUCCCUCUGCAUGCGACUUUCAUAUUCACCUUCGUCAAGGCGAUAUGAUGCGUAUGGUCACUCCUAAAGUAGAAGAAGGUGGUGUUUCACUUGCAUAUGUCAUGCCUAAUUUACAACCACCCAUCAAAACAACAGAUCAGGCACUUGCUUAUAAGGCUGAACUAGAAGCACUUGCACCCAACGUUACAUUCUACAUGACAUUAUACCUGUCACCUGAAUUGACAGUUGAAGAGGUUCGAAAGGCUGCCAAGGCAGGAAUCGCAGGUGUAAAAUCUUACCCUCGUGGUGUGACUACAAAUAGUGAAAAUGGCAUUGAAUCCUAUGAGUUAUAUUACCCUGUUUUCAAGGCAAUGGAAGAGGAAGGACUCGUUCUUAACCUGCAUGGCGAAAUUCCCAGUGAUACUGCAAAGGAUAUUUGUGUGAUGAACGCGGAAGAAAGAUUCUUGCCAGAGCUUGAAAAGAUUCACAAAGCCUUUCCUAAAUUAAAGAUCGUUUUGGAACAUGCUACGUCCAAGGCUGCCGUUGAAAUGGUCAAAAGAUUGGGUGAUACCGUCGCUUGUUCCAUCACCGUUCACCACUUGCAGUUGAUUGUUGAUGAUUGGGCAGGUCAGGCUCAUCAUUUCUGUAAGCCUGUUGCCAAGUACCCUCAUGAUAGAGAUGCAUUGAGAGACGUCGUCAAAUCAGGUCAUCCUCGUUUCUUCCUUGGUACAGACUCUGCUCCACAUCCCAUUGCUACCAAGGAAGGUCCACGCUCAAAUGCUGGUGUGUUUACAACUCCCCUUGUCCUUCCUUACCUUGCCAAGAUUUUUGAAGAAAUUGGCUGUCUUGAAAGACUCGAAAAUUUCGCUUGUCAUUACGGUAGACAAUUCUAUGGUUUGUCUCAAAAGGCUGGUUUUGAAGAUAAGAAAGUCACUCUGGUCAAAGAAGACAAUAUUGUCGUUCCUCAGCAUUAUCAAAUCUCUACUGCUAAUGCCGAAUUGGGUGUUGUCGUACCUUUUUAUGCAAACAAAAACAUUGGAUGGAAGAUUGCGUCCAAUUUUGUUUAA
Rhizopus microsporus ATCC 52813 is the source of this 1065-nucleotide messenger RNA. Its product is annotated as Dihydroorotase. Gene Ontology annotation, cellular component: cytoplasm. The record is from RefSeq and is a predicted model, not a curated record. The transcript is spliced from 2 exons. Lineage: Eukaryota; Fungi; Mucoromycota; Mucoromycetes; Mucorales; Rhizopodaceae. Gene Ontology annotation, biological process: 'de novo' pyrimidine nucleobase biosynthetic process; pyrimidine nucleotide biosynthetic process. The coding region runs from base 1 to 1065 and encodes 354 amino acids. Gene Ontology annotation, molecular function: dihydroorotase activity.